AUGCUUCGCAUUCACUGUACUCACGCUGGUUGCCCACAGCGCUUCAAACGUCAACGGGGCCUCACCUACCACCUCCGCACUGUACACCGAAACUCUAAUUGGGUUAAUUCUGACGUCCCUUCUGUGGGCGAAGAUUUUCACGAUUUGGAUGGCCUUGGACACAUCUCACCAGGUGCCGAGAGUGCACAACCUUCCUGGUCCCAACCUCCCUCACCUGAGCCCCAACAAGCCCCUCCACCGAGGCCGUCACAGAUUUUUCAUCUGCACCUCACUGGUGUCCCCUGUGAUUCCGAAGGAAAUCCACUUCCUCCUGGUACACCACCUCUUCCCAGGACAGCUGCACAGCCGACAGAUUGGUCACCGUUCGAGAGUGAAAUUCAGUUUCAGACCGUGGAUUUCUUGUACCGCCGCGUUGAGAUGUCGGCAGGAAACAUUGAUGAACUUCUGGAGAUAUGGGCUUUAGAUAAGAUGAAAUCUGAUCAACUGGGUCCCUUCACCUCAUACGAACAUAUGUACUCCAGCAUCAAUGCAAUUCAGCUUGGUGAUGCACCAUGGAAAUGUUUUACUGUGAGCUAUACCAGGGAUGUACAGCCUAGUGAUCCCUCUUGGAAGUCAGCGGAGUACGGGGUCUGGUUUCAGGAUCCUGAGGUCAUCAUGACCCAGAUGCUUGACAACCUGGAGUUCAAUGGCCACUUCGAUUAUGCACCUUAUGUUGGUCUUGACAGAUCUGGGAAGUGGCGUUGGAGUGACUUCAUGUCAGGCAAUUAUGCUUGGCGUCAUAGUGAUAAAAUCUAUGAAGAAGAUCCCACUACAGAAGGAGCAUUGUACUGUCCCAUCAUUGCGGGCAGUGACAAGACAACUGUUUCUGUUGCAACUGGCCAUGUCGAGUACCACCCAUUUUACAUCUCUGGUGACAACCUCUUCAACACAGUUCGCUGCACACACCGUAACACCAUCGCGCCUGCUGGUUUCUUAGCGAUCCCCAAAAGUGACCGAAAGUAUGAUAACGACCCUGCCUUUCGCAAGUUCAAGCGGCAGUUGUACCAUGACUCGAUCACGGCUAUCCUGAAGACAUUCCGUCCAGGGAUGAUCAAACCUGUGGUCCACCACUGCCCUGAUGGCCAUUUUCGGCAUGUGAUCUAUGACCUUGCCGCCUACAUCGCUGAUUACCCCGAGCAGGUUUACCUUGCCGGAAUUGUUCAAAAUUGGUGUCCAAAAUGCACGGCUCUUCCAACAAACCUAGAUGGGUUGGCAGAUAGCCGCUCACGACAAUUCACAGAAGGGCUUGUCAAUGAGCUCGAUUCGAAAAGAUUAUGGGAUGAGUAUGGUAUUGACGACGACAUUACCCCAUUUACCUUCCACUUUCCAUGCGCCGACAUCCACGAAAUGCUGUCAGCAGAUCUACUCCAUCAAUUGAUCAAGGGUACAUUCAAAGACCAUUUAGUCCAAUGGGUCAGCGAUUACCUUUACCUCGAACAUGGCGAAGCUCGGGCUAAUGAGAUUUUGGAUGACAUUGACCGCCAUAUCGCAGCAGCACCAUUAUUUUCAGGACUUCACCACUUUCCUCAUGGUCGCCAGUUCAAGCAGUGGAUGGGUGAUGACUCAAAGGCUCUCAUGAAGGUUUAUCUUCCAGCUAUCUUGGGAUAUGUACCCCCCAAAAUGGUGCAAUGUAUCAGCACAUUUUUGGAUGCCUGCUACAUUGCCCGUCGAGCCGACAUCACUCAAGAAUCACUUGCUGCGCUCCAGACGGCCAUUGAGAGGUUUCACACACACCGUGAAAUUUUUUGUACAUCCGGUGAGUUUGGGGCUCCUGGUGGGCUAUGUUCAUCAAUCACUGAGUCCCGCCACAUUACUGCUGUCAAACGGCCUUGGCGUCGUUCAAAUCACUAUGAAGCUUUGGGGAAGAUGCUGCUUACCAAUCAGCAGCUGGACAAGCUCCUUCGAGCAUGCGCGGAUUUCAUUGAGCGUCGGAUGCUUCCCCCUUCCCAUUUGCCACCUCCAAAACCUAUCAUACCCCUCGGCGAUGAUGAUGAGGACACUGGCGUCAUCGACAAGUACGUGACUGGGAAUGUUGCACUGGCAAGAACCCAAAUACGAGCUUAUCCACGCCACCUCGCUGAGUUGGCCAACCACAUCGGCUGCCCUCCACUCAUUGAACUUACCCGACGUUUCCUCUAUGACCAACUCCACACAGAUGACGGCACCUCAUCAGCCGACAUACCCAUUCAGCAAUGCCCAUAUCCAACAAGCAAGGUGUCUGUCUUUCACUCCGCCGUCGCCACCUUCUAUGCACCAAGCGACAAGUCAGGCAUUUGGGGCAUGCGAACUGAGUGUAUACGGUCCACUCCAUCUUGGCAAAAGCACAGGCCACACGAUUGCGCGUUAGUAGUUGAGGACCAAGACAAGCCGGGCAUGAGGGGGAUGAGUGUGGUCCAGGUAAAACUUCUCUUUUCAUUUGAGUAUGAUGGGAAGACAUACCCAUGUGCGCUUGUCGAUUGGUUCAAACGUGUGGGCAUGGCACCCAAUUCGGAAACAGGGAUGUGGAAGGUUCGACCUGAGACAUACCGGAAUGGUCAACGUAUUGUUUCCAUUCUCCACCUUGACACUUUCCUUUGUAGUGCACACCUCUUACCUGUUUUCGGGCAGGAUGUUCUUCUGUUUGACUUCCAUUUUUCUUAUUCACUCGAUGUGUUUGAAUCAUACUUUGUCAAUAAGUAUGCUGAUCACCAUGCUCACGAAAUUUGCUUUUAA
Molecule: messenger RNA, 2751 nt
Organism: Laccaria bicolor S238N-H82
Lineage: Eukaryota; Fungi; Basidiomycota; Agaricomycetes; Agaricales; Hydnangiaceae
Exons: 10
Coding region: 1-2751 (916 amino acids)
Source: RefSeq, a predicted model, not a curated record